Molecule: messenger RNA, 1474 nt
Organism: Callorhinus ursinus (northern fur seal)
Lineage: Eukaryota; Metazoa; Chordata; Mammalia; Carnivora; Otariidae
Source: RefSeq, a predicted model, not a curated record
CGGGCGUUGCUGAGAGUACUCGUUGUUCCGAGUCCUUGUUGCGGCCCUGGGAUCGGCCGUUUCCGCGUGGCCCGGAGCGAGGCCAGAAGGCCGCCGCUCGAGGCCCGCGUCGCCAUGGCCGCGGUUCCCGAGUUGCUGCAGCAGCAGGAGGAGGACCGCAGCAAGCUGAGAUCUGUAUCUGUGGACCUGAAUGUUGAUCCCUCGCUUCAGAUUGACAUACCCGAUGCACUGAGUGAGAGAGAUAAGGUCAAAUUUACAGUGCACACCAAGACCACGCUGCCCACGUUUCAGAGCCCAGAGUUUUCUGUUACAAGGCAACAUGAAGACUUUGUGUGGCUACAUGACACACUUAUUGAAACUGCAGACUAUGCUGGGCUUAUCAUUCCGCCCGCUCCUACAAAGCCUGACUUUGAUGGCCCUCGAGAAAAGAUGCAGAAAUUGGGAGAGGGUGAAGGGUCUAUGACCAAAGAAGAAUUUGCUAAGAUGAAGCAAGAGCUGGAAGCUGAGUAUCUUGCGGUCUUUAAGAAGACCGUGUCCUCCCAUGAAGUCUUUCUACAGCGGCUCUCUUCUCACCCUGUUCUCAGUAAAGAUCGCAACUUCCAUGUGUUCCUGGAAUAUGAUCAGGAUCUAAGUGUUAGGCGGAAAAAUACCAAAGAGAUGUUUGGUGGCUUUUUCAAAAGUGUGGUGAAAAGUGCUGAUGAGGUCCUUUUUUCUGGAGUUAAGGAGGUAGAUGACUUCUUUGAGCAAGAGAAGAAUUUCCUCAUUAACUAUUACAAUAGGAUCAAGGAUUCAUGUGCAAAAGCUGACAAAAUGACCCGAUCUCAUAAAAAUGUUGCAGAUGACUAUAUCCACACUGCAGCCUGUCUGCAUAGCCUGGCUUUAGAAGAGCCCACGGUCAUCAAAAAGUACCUAUUGAAGGUUGCUGAGCUAUUUGAAAAACUUAGGAAAGUAGAAAGUCGAGUCUCCUCAGAUGAAGACUUAAAGCUGACAGAGCUUCUCCGAUACUACAUGCUCAACAUAGAGGCUGCUAAGGAUCUCUUAUACAGACGCACCAAAGCCCUCACUGACUAUGAGAACUCAAACAAAGCCUUGGAUAAGGCCCGCUUGAAAAGCAAAGAUGUUAAGUUGGCUGAGGCAAACCAGCAGGAAUGCUGCCAGAAAUUUGAACAGCUUUCUGAAUCUGCAAAAGAAGAACUAAUCAAUUUCAAACGAAAGAGAGUGGCAGCAUUUAGAAAGAAUCUAAUUGAAAUGUCUGAACUGGAAAUAAAGCAUGCCAGGAACAAUGUCUCCCUUCUGCAGAGCUGCAUUGACUUGUUCAAGAACAACUGAUCUGCCUUUUCUCUGAAUGAAGGACACGAAUGUGAAAGAAAGCCAGCAUCACUUGCACUUAAAUCAUCACAAGAUUUAUUACCUUUUACUUUAGUUUAAAAUUAUGUGAAUAAAUAUUUUGAUUUCUAAAAAUCUUAACACUUAA